This is a messenger RNA of Acipenser ruthenus (sterlet), 1739 nucleotides long. Its product is annotated as transmembrane 4 L6 family member 5-like. NCBI's taxonomy places the organism in Eukaryota, Metazoa, Chordata, Actinopteri, Acipenseriformes, Acipenseridae. The coding region runs from base 231 to 854 and encodes 207 amino acids. Gene Ontology annotation, cellular component: membrane. The record is from RefSeq and is a predicted model, not a curated record. The transcript has 6 exons.
CAGAAGUAAGGAACUGCAGACUGUGCUUACCAAAACAACACAAUAUUUCACAAUAUUUUUUCAGUUUGAACCGUACUGUGGGCACCUGUUUGAGAAGCAGUAUAUUUUUUAAUAUUGUCUUGCACUUUUUUUAAGCUGGGUUGAACUGAAACACAGUUUAACGUCACAUUUUGAUACUGAUUUAUUUUCUUUACACCAGGUGCGGAGUCUCCUGGCCCUCACCACUCACCAUGUGUACGGGAAGGUGUGCACGCUGCCUCGGGAUCUCCCUCCUUCCUUUGGCUUUGGCCUGCAUCCUAGCCAAUGCUCUCCUUCUAUUCCCAAACUUCGAAUACCGUUACCUCAUUGAGGGGAACGUCAGCAGGCAUGCAUCGGUUAUGAGCGGACUAUGGGGUGGGGGAUUCAUGGUUUUUAUUGCUGCAAAAUCAUUUAUGUCCGCCAGUUCCAAGACAGGUUGCUGUGGAUUCAGAACUGAAAUGCUGUGCUCAACCCUGUAUUCUGCUGUGGCAUUGACUGGUUCCACCCUGUGCUUCGGGAUCUGCUGCACCGGGCUGGUAAAGGGGCCUCUCUGUGCGUACAAAGUGACCUUCAGUAACAGAAGCCAAGGACUGGAGUGGGGCUACCCUCUCGAGCAGUUCAGCACAAGGGAGGUGAACUAUCUCUACAAUCACACCUCGUGGUUCACUGUCUGUGUGGAGCCCCACAACGUGGUGCUCUGGAAUGUGGUUCUCUUCUGCAUCCUCCUGGCACUCAGUGGAGCUGAGGCCCUUCUCUGUGUCGUUCAGAUUCUCAACGGCAUCACUGGCUGUGUAUUUGGUUCUGGUGUAAGAAACAACAAGGUUGGACCAGUUUGAAGCAAGAAACCUGAAGCAAGAGAAUGCGGUAACCUGCAGGUCAAGUUUGAGUUUUUUAAAACCAUAACAGAAGCUAUAAACUGCAAAGCCUCAGUCUGGAGUACUAUGGAACUAUGGCUUCGGUCACAACAUGCUGUAAUUGGAAGACAUUUUCCUGAGUUCACUGCUAUGGCAACAGUCUGAUCUGAACAUUCAUCUUUCUUGGGUGGGGGGAAGCAUGAGGGAAGCGGAUUGUCCUGGAGGGGGGAAAAAAAGCCUGAGAUGUUUUAGAACAUAACAAAAUAACAUUCAGUCAAUCGAAUCUGGUUCCUUAGUAGCUGAUUGAUCUCAGACCUUUGUCAAGUCUGGUCUUAAAGGACCAAGUGAUUCUGCCUCAACAACAUGACUAGGUAACCUAUUCCAUUCUCUCCCAUUCUCUGUGUGAAGAAGUGCCCACUUCCCUCUGUCCUAAGUCUAUCUACAAUUCAUUUUCAUCUGGGUCCUGGUUUCUGUACUGCGCUUAAAGUAUUGGUUGAUGAACUAUGUCAACUUUUUUUCACAUUUUAAGAACUUCAGUCGUGCCCCUCCACUCUAAUCCUCUUUGUUCUAAACUAAAUGGAUUCAGUCCUUUCAGGCUAUCAUGGUAGCUCAUUUGUUUAAACCUGGGAUUUGUCAGUUUGCUCUUUGACUCUCUCCAGGGCUACAAUGUAUGUUUUGUGCUGUGAUACAACCUUAUGAUAACCUCCUUGGAUGUGUACUCUACACUUUUGGCUAUGUACUCAGUUAUUCUGUUUUCCUUUUUGAGUGCUUCCCCGCAUGGUCUGGUUGCUGACGGAUAAGCUAAGGGAAUGACCCUGAACCAACACUAGGACACUUUAUAUCAUAUAUUUUUUCAUAUGCAUUACA